Molecule: messenger RNA, 916 nt
Organism: Spea bombifrons (plains spadefoot toad)
Lineage: Eukaryota; Metazoa; Chordata; Amphibia; Anura; Pelobatidae
Product: pulmonary surfactant-associated protein D-like
Exons: 6
Coding region: 65-901 (278 amino acids)
Source: RefSeq, a predicted model, not a curated record
CAUUCUCUGGUGGCUCUCUGAUAAACAAGAACUUUUGUGACGAAUACGGUCCAACACAGUAGACAUGCCUCAUUAUUUUAAAGGGUUAAUUGUGACAUUUUUGGCGGCUCUGCGCUUUUCACAUUGUGAUCCUUCCGAGACACCCACCUGCUCAGUUGUUCAAGGGCUUCCGGGUCUUAAUGGAAGAGAUGGACGAGACGGGGUCAACGGUCAAAAAGGCGACCAAGGACUAAUGGGACAAACUGGACCUUCUGGCUUAAGAGGCAUCAACGGCCCCCCAGGUAAAGUAGGACCUCCGGGUCAAACAGGAAUCCAAGGAGACAAAGGAUCAACUGGUACUCAAGGAACGAAGGGAGAAAAGGGGUCAUCUGGAGAAAAAGGACCUCCCGGUAUCAAGGGUGAAAUGGGUUCUCCUGGUGCCAGGGGGGAUAAAGGAGAUCCAGAUGCUUCUAUGGCUAUAAAAGUCGCGAACUUGGAAAACAAAAUUGCCGACCUGGAGAAGAGUAUCGCAGUCCUCCGACGAGUUUGCUACGCCCAUUCUGGAGUGACCACACUCGGGAAUAAGAUAUAUGUAGCCACUACCCAGGAGGGUAACUACGGCAACGCAAAAGCUCUGUGCAACUCUUAUCAAGGGGUACUGCCGACUCCACUCAGCGCCGCCGAAAACGCCGCCAUCUUCAAGAUGUCCAAGGCGAAAACCAUGUUCCUCGGUAUAAACGACAUUAAAAAUGAAGACGCUUGGGUGGACGAGGAUGGAAAAAGCACCGGCUAUCGAGGUUGGGAGCCAAAGGAACCCAACGGGGGACGAAAUGAAAACUGCGUUGAGAUGACAGGGAGCGGGCGAUGGAAUGACUGCGUAUGCGAUCGUAAGAAUACCAUUGGCUGUGAAUUCCGCUUAUGAACGUACCACGUUACU